Molecule: messenger RNA, 778 nt
Organism: Heterobasidion irregulare TC 32-1
Lineage: Eukaryota; Fungi; Basidiomycota; Agaricomycetes; Russulales; Bondarzewiaceae
Exons: 2
Coding region: 140-364 (74 amino acids)
Source: RefSeq, a predicted model, not a curated record
CCGCUCUUGGUGCUCCUCGCUCGAACGGCAAUACGACCCGGUCAUUGCAUACCGCUGUGCAUGCCUUUGAAUGGAGUCACGACGCACGACCGCUGUAUGCUGUGUGAAGGACACAUAGGGUUCAGAGCAGGAGGGUUUCAUGGUCAUAGAUACCCAACAUGAACGACAACGACGUCUGUUCCGUCGGGCAUCGCAGGCAUUGGCGGUCGAGGUGGGUGCAGGAACCCCGCCGAUGUGUUCCUGGCAACCCGUUUCGGUGGAUCUUCGACGACGGCUAUGGAACUCUCAGUCAAUUGCACCUUUCCGAUCGAUGACCGGAUCAUACGUAGCAGGGUGGCGGUGUCACUGUCGACUGCAAGCAUGAGGCCUUGAGGCAUCGCAGAAGUAGAUGCAUUCACAUCGAUGGAAGGUGCCACAGACUCUACAAUCGGGCACGGGCACGCUGCACGGGUAGCGCCGUCGGAUACCUUUUCAGGAGUACUCACAAGUUGUGGGGAUAUAAAGCUCGCGAGAUCACAAGCAGAAGGUGGGUAGCCGUGGAAAUCAAGGGGAUUGCAUUGGGGUACACCGCGUCGUCCUCGCUCGGAUGAAGAGGUUGCGGUGUGGACGAAGCGCGGUGAACCUCUACGAGACCAUCCUCGCAUCUCGUCGAGCGGCUUUGGCACGCAAGGGGAGGUGGAGCGGCAAGGCCGCGGAAUCGCGGAAGAGAGAUGGGAAAGCCGAGAGCCGGCCGUUUCCGAGCCUGGACGGGGAUGUGCAAGACAAUUGGAGAUUGACG